AUAAAACCAGGAGAUAUUUCCUUUUUCUUUCUCCUUUUCCCAUAAUAGUUUAUUAGUGGAGAUUGAGUUGUUAUUUCUCCAAGGAGAUUAUAAGCACAGGGUUUCCUUUUUUGGUACUUUGUUCUGGCAAAAAACAGAAUUUUUGGUACAUUGUGUGUGUGUGUAUAAAUAUAUCCACAUAAUUUAAUUUUAGUGAAAAAGAUUCAAUUUUUGUUUCUCCAAGGAAAGUAUAUAGGACUUGUGUAUACAAGAAACUGUUCCUAUAUAUAUAUAUAUACACUUAAAAGUCGGCUUGCCGUUCGAAUGCAUGCUAAUGUGCUCUUUCUGGUUCGGUUUUUCGAUUUACUGCGAAAGAAACUAAAAUGUAUAUUGCAAUGAGAUUGACGAAGAAACCCGACAUUUGUUUCAAGGCAUGAGAACUAAACUUCAACCUUGGGUAGAUCUGUUGACUAAAGCUCCACAAAAUUAUUACUUUGCUGUGAGUCCACUGAGAACUCAUCACCAGGGCCAUCAAGAAUCGGGAUUCGGUUUUUCCAUGGAUAGAAUGUUCGAGUUGCAGAAAAUCGAGUCGAUGAGGAAAAUGAUGCUGAUACAAGAAGAAAUUUUCAAACAGCAGGUUCAGGAGCUUCACCGGCUAUACAAUCUCCAAAAGAAACUAAUGCAAGAACUCGAAAAGAAUGGACUCAUAAUCCAUCGCAAGGCGAAAACUUUACAUCCCGACUUGAGCAAUAAUCCCACGUUCUCCGCCAGCUGGCACCAAACACGAGCACCACCAACCGAGACAGGACACGAUUUCCAAAUUUUACCGGCAAGAAACAAUCCGUGUAAAAUCGGGCUUCAAAACGACUUGAAAGCAAUAGUACAUGAGGUAAAUGACGUGGAGGUCGAACUAACAUUAGGAAUCGGGCACUGCACAAAGAAAAAAGGCUCGAAAAAUGUUCAAGAAUCGGGUUCUUGUUCGAGAAGGAAUAAUUUAGACGAGUAUUUUUUAGAACCGGGAUUAUCGAUGAACAAUAAUAGCAGCUCGAGUAGCACGGUUUAUCAAGAAAACAAUUCGCGGCCACAUUGGCUUAUUCGGGAUUUAAGCUCUAACGGGACAUGAUUCGUGUGUUCGAAAUUCCGAGGUUUUUAGACAAUUAGGUUCUGUUCUCUCUCUGCCUGACCAGAUUUUUAUACUUGACAUGACAAAAGUUACCAGGUGCUUUGGUUAAUAUAACAACCUCUACUCAGAAGGUCAGUUUCUUUAGCAAACUUAACUGAAAUUUUAAAGGUGAAAUCUUGAUGCAUUAGUUUUCAUCAGGAUAAAAAGAAAACAGUGCUUUUGUAGAUGUUAUCUAAUUCUAGCUUGUAUAAACUCUCUGACAUGUGUUUAGCAUAUGUGGCUAGAUUGGCAUAAGUUUGGACAAUUUUUUUGUUGUUCAGAUAAUGUGAUUUUUCUUUCACCUUGUUACCAUUGUUGUUGUCUUUACUCUUUUGACUUGUGAAUUUUAAUCUGCA
Messenger RNA from Striga asiatica, 1497 nucleotides. The record is from the annotation of a GenBank genome assembly. NCBI's taxonomy places the organism in Eukaryota, Viridiplantae, Streptophyta, Magnoliopsida, Lamiales, Orobanchaceae.